AGUCGAGCCCAGAAACAAAACAAUGACGUCAGAGGGUUGGAAAGGCAGGUGCGAUUUCCCACGAGAAGGUUCAUAUAGGCCGAGUCGCCGAGUUUCCCGCCAGAACCGAGUUCUCCCGCCACGAACGCACACGCACAAUGAGAGCAAUCACGCUGACGCUGCUCCUCGCGGCCCUCUGCGGCCUGGCCCUGGCAUCCGCGGGCACCGAGCACCCCCUCGUGCCCUGCGACCCCGAGAUCUCCGCCAAGUGCCCCGACCACGACCCGCCCACGCCCGUCUACUAUCCCCAGCCCGACGACUGCUCCAAGUUCUGCGUGUGUUCGGGCGGCAACGCCUACGAGGAGAGCUGCCUGCCCGGCCUCGUGUGGGACGACCAGCUCCACGUGUGCAACUGGCCCGACGCCGUUGACUGUGGAAGCCGCCCAAUCCCAUAAGCUCGAAUCUUUGGCUUAUAUAUCACUAAUGGUUUUUGUAUCUCCAAUAAAAAAGAAAAAAAAAUUACAUACUUAAUAUACAUUAAAAAAACGAACUCUAAAUGGUAAUAUAUCCGUUUAUCCACGACAAAGACUAUUAUCCAUGAAAAUAGGUCUCCUAUGUCUAAAUCCUUGACAUUGAAAUCUUUCCUCAGUACUUGGUUUGAUUUUUAAAAUUUCGCAUGGAUGUAAUACUCUUAUUGAACUACUGAAUAUUAUUGUUCUUUUUUAUAUUAGAAUUUCUUAAGUUCGUAGUUUUUUUUGCGAUAUUCGGCUUGUUUUGUAACAUUUCUCUCGCUUUUGCUAUUAAACUAUGUACAAUUGUUUUAUCUGAUUA
This is a messenger RNA of Penaeus indicus, 810 nucleotides long. Its product is annotated as peritrophin-1-like. Gene Ontology annotation, molecular function: chitin binding. Bases 138 to 434 code for a protein of 98 amino acids. The record is from RefSeq and is a predicted model, not a curated record. Gene Ontology annotation, cellular component: extracellular region. NCBI's taxonomy places the organism in Eukaryota, Metazoa, Arthropoda, Malacostraca, Decapoda, Penaeidae. The transcript is spliced from 3 exons.